AUGGCAACUGGCAACAAGAAAAAGCCACUGCAGGAGGUGUGGCAGUGCCAAGCCAACAGGCAACACACCAUGAGCCACACUGAGGUGCCCUACCUGGAUCACCUAUUGGCCCAGAUCAAAAAGAAGAUCAAGAAGAGCAGGCCCCAGGCUAAUGUCACCCAACCAAACACAGACAGCAAGCAGUUGUGGUGUUGGGGCAGGUAA
This is a messenger RNA of Acanthamoeba castellanii str. Neff, 204 nucleotides long. RefSeq lists its product as uncharacterized. The transcript is spliced from 2 exons. Lineage: Eukaryota; Discosea; Longamoebia; Acanthamoebidae. Bases 1 to 204 code for a protein of 67 amino acids. The record is from RefSeq and is a predicted model, not a curated record.